GCCAGCUAUAAGACAGAGGUUCUUGAGGUUACAUGAACUCCUUUAUGCCUUCGUUAAGUUUUCUGUAAUGCAGUGUAAUGUUUUGGUACGUGUUGUUUUCGUCGAGACUGGCAUUAUGAGCAGGUUAGCUGUCGAGCUGCCUAGCAAAGCAUGACUUAGCUUUUCUAAGCUCGUGUAGUAGAGCUACUUUGUCCUAAUGGGAUGUGUAAUAUUUCUGGUCCUGUGUUUCUUGUGCUCUUCGGUUUAGUUGUGAAGGAUUGCGCAUGCGUGUGAGACUUAUUUAACAAAUCCCGCUGGGUUGAGCCGUUUAGCUAUAUAUAUAUACUGGGAUAUUUGUGUAAUCAGAGAUAGUUGUAGGGAGAAAAUUGGAAAUUGUGCAUUAGCAGGGAGUGUACAUGCAUCAUUACAUCUUUUUAGACAGGGGCAAUGACAGGAAUUCUGCGAAUGAUCCAUAGCUGUUUUCUGAGGCUUAUGCUUUUUCCAAGUACAUUUCGGAAUAAUCGUGUCCGUCCAGCUGCCUCUGAGGUCCUGACAUGCCAUCUUCAUCAGCGCAAACUGCCACCCUGGACAUCCUUUUGUGUGCGCUACAGUGCUGUAAUCAAUGACCAGUUUGGCUUGUCCAACUUCAACUGGCAGGUACAAGGUGCCAACUACCACAUCCUCAGAACAGGCGCCUUUCCCUUCAUCAAGUACCACUGUACCAAAGCGCCUCCACAAAACCUUGACUUUGAAAACAAAUUCUUUGGCAUACUGAAAGUCAUCAACCUGGGUAUUCCAUGCCUGGCAUAUGGCCUAGGCUCAUGGAUGGUGGCUGGCGUAACAGAAACUGUGCACACUUCAGCUGGCCCAGUCACUGUUUAUUUUGCGUAUAAAGAGGUAGACGGCGCCAUGUACUAAUGCUCCUAAAGCUAUGUGGAUUAUUGCAGCAUUGUGUCCUUGCUACAAAAAUGAUACCUGAAGACUGAAAUGAAAUCAGUAUAUUUUUGGGCCUCAGGCAACAGUACUGAAUAAAGCAGCUUCUUUCCACAAAUUAAAAUACUUGUGACGAAGGAUA
Hemibagrus wyckioides is the source of this 1054-nucleotide messenger RNA. It is a transcript of the gene lg04h15orf61, whose product is annotated as linkage group 04 C15orf61 homolog. The coding region runs from base 427 to 897 and encodes 156 amino acids. The transcript has 2 exons. The record is from RefSeq and is a predicted model, not a curated record. Lineage: Eukaryota; Metazoa; Chordata; Actinopteri; Siluriformes; Bagridae.